Messenger RNA from Impatiens glandulifera, 1716 nucleotides. Its product is annotated as probable carotenoid cleavage dioxygenase 4, chloroplastic. The coding region runs from base 1 to 1716 and encodes 571 amino acids. Gene Ontology annotation, cellular component: chloroplast stroma. The record is from RefSeq and is a predicted model, not a curated record. Lineage: Eukaryota; Viridiplantae; Streptophyta; Magnoliopsida; Ericales; Balsaminaceae. Gene Ontology annotation, biological process: carotene catabolic process. The transcript is spliced from 2 exons. Gene Ontology annotation, molecular function: carotenoid dioxygenase activity.
AUGGAUGCCUUCUCUUCCAAUUUCCUCUCACCAUUCACUCUCUCUAAUACAAGACUCCAUGUAUGGCCGCCGGUUAACAAAAACCCUUCAACCAUUCACAUUUCCAAAACACGAUCGAGUCUUCGUAAUAACGAGGAAAAACCCAUCCGACGAAUCGGGUCAUCCUUAUCCGCAAGAGUAUUAAACGCAUUUGAUGAUAUAAUCAACAAAUUCAUUGACCCGCCGGUUCUCCGACCAUCCGUAGAUCCCCGUCUAAUUCUCACCGAUAAUUUCGCUCCGGUCGAUGAGCUGCCGCCGUCCGAGUGCGAGUUGAUAUUCGGCCAUCUUCCAGAAUGCCUUGACGGCGCUUACAUCCGUAACGGCCCGAACCCACAAUUUAUCCCUCGAGGCCCAUACCAUCACUUCGACGGCGACGGGAUGUUGCACGCGAUCCGAAUCUCAAACGGGCGGGCCACCCUUUGUAGUAGGUACGUCAAAACGUAUAAAUUCUCCGUCGAACGCGAAAUCGGGGGUCCGGUGUUCCCGAAUAUCCUCUCCGAUUUCUAUGGUCUAUUCGGGUCGGUUUCUCGAGUUGCCCUAGCCAUCGGCCGAAUACUUGCGGGUCAAUUCAAUCCUAUGAACGGAAUCGGCCUCGCGAACACUGGCAUCGCUCUCAUAUCAGGCCGACUAUACGCUCUCUGUGAAUCUGACCUACCUUACGCCGUCAAGAUCUCUCCGGUCAACGGAGAUGUGGUCACCAUCGGCCGCCACAACUUUGGCGGGAAGCUAUUCACGAACAUGGCAUCCCACCCGAAAAUCGACCCGGAAACCAAGGAUACUUUCGUUUAUCGAUAUAGUCUUGUCUAUCCGUUUUUGACUUACUUCCGGUUCGACCCGGACGGAAACAAACAACCCGAUGUGCCCAUAUUCUCUGUGAAAAUUCCUUCCUUAUUCCACGACUUUGCCAUCACAAAAAAGUACGCUAUAUUCGUGGACAUACAGAUUGGGUUUACUCCGUUGGAGCUGAUAUUCGGUUCUGGGUCGCCCAUAGGGGUUGACCCGAGAAAGGUGUCUAGGAUUGGGAUAAUCCCUCGGUAUGCAACGAACGAUGCAGAGAUGAGGUGGUUCGAGGUGCCCGGUUUAAAUUCCAUGCACUCGGUAAGUGCAUGGGAUGAGGACGGCGGGGAGUCGGUGGUGAUGGUGGUUGCAAACAUAAUCUCGCCGGAGCAUAUGUCGGGGAGGAUGGAUUUGGCGUAUACUCAGCUGCAGAAGGCGACAAUUGAUAUGAGGAAUGAGAUAGUUUGCCUGCAUACCCUUGCCACAAGUAAUUUGGAAUUGGGUGUCAUCAACCCAAAUUAUAUAGCUAAAAAAAUCAGAUAUGUGUAUGCUUCAAUUGAGGAUCCAAUGCCUAAGAUAACGGGACUAGUGAAGUUAGACAUCUCCCUUUCGGAAACUGAUUGUAAAGAUUGCACAGUGGCUAGUAGGAUGUUUGGACCCGGUUGCUACGGCGGAGAGCCUUUCUUUGUGGCCAAGGAACCGGACAAUCCAAUGGCGGAUGAAGACGAUGGUUAUCUUAUAACUUAUGUACAUAAUGAAAAUACAAAGGAGUCUAAGUUUUUGGUAAUGGAUGCUCAGUCCUCCUUUCUUGAUAUCAUUGCUAUGGUGAAGCUUCCACAACGGGUACCCUAUGGCUUUCAUGGACUUUUUGUAAGAGAGAAUGAUAUUAAGAACUUUUAG